GGGCCGUCCCGGAGCAUUCCCGGGACCGGGGCCGCCAUGGAGGAGGCGCAGCGGCUGCUGACGGUGUCGGUGUGGAAGCUUUACCGGUGCCGGGUGCGGCGGGGCGGGCUCCGCCUGCACCGGAGCCUGCAGCUCUCGCUGCUCGUUCGUGCCGCCCGACACCGGUACCUGAGCGCCCGAGCCGCCGCCGGGAUCCUCCCGGGACCGGAGAUUACCGGGAAUGCGGUGAACGGAGCGAGCCCGGUACCGGGGAUUACCGGGAAUGCGGUGAACGGAGCGAGCCCGGUACCGGGGAUUACCGGGAAUGCGGGGAACGGAGCGAGCCCGGUACCGGCGAUUACCGGGAAUGCGGGGAACGGAGCGAGCCCGGUACCGGGGAUUACCGGGAAUGCGGUGAACGGAGCGAGCCCCGGAACGGGAGGCGGCCCGAGCGGGGACCCCCGGUGCCCGAACACACCGAGCACGGACCGAGCGAUGAACCGGACCGAGCAGGAACGGGGGAACCCCCUCAGAGACUGCACCGGGGACCACCGGAACGCACCGAGCGGAGCCCCCCGCAGUGAAUGGUACCGGGGAUGCCCCCCGGUAGGACCGAGUGAGGACCCCCCGAGUCCCGCGAACCGGGACCGGGACCCCGCACCGACCGCGGACCCCGCGAACCGGGACCGGGACCCGCUCCUGACCGCGGAGCCCCGUCCCGUCCCGGACCCCGCGAACCGGGACCCCCCUCCCGCCACCCCCGGCCCUCCCCGGUCCCCCGGAGCCCCCCGGGCCGGGCAGAAGCGGCGCAGCAGCGGCUCGGCGGGGCCGGGCCGGGGGCCGGUACCGAGCAAACGGGCGCGGUUGGAGGCGGAGGCGCCGCCGGUGCCACCGGGACCGCCCGGGCGCUGCUCGGGGCCGCCCGCAGCCGCUUUCGGCUUCCUGGUCCGCGCCGUCGGGGCGUGCUGAGCCCUCCGGAGAGCCCCGGGAUGCGGAAAUUAACGGGGAUCCCCCGGGACAUUAACGGACAUUAACGGGGCUCGCCCUCGAACACACGGACAUUAACGGGGAGCCCCCACAACCACAUGGAAUCGGUUCUGGAAGCCCCCGGGACAUUAACGGACAUUAACGGGAAUGCCCUCCGGACACGCGGAUCCGGUUCUGGAAACCCCCGGGACACGGAACUUAACGGGGAUCCCCACGGGACACGGAACCGGUUCUGGAACCCCCCGGACAUUAACGGGAAUCCCCCCGGAACACCCGGAAAUUACCGAGGAUCCCCCAAACUGCUGCGGGCCCCCCCCGGUGGAACGGAACCGGACACGAACGGGCUCUCGGGGCUCCCGGUGGGGCGCUCCCCCCCCACCUCGCUCUUGGGGGGGCUUCAGGCUGGCCCUGCCCCCCCCCCUCAUUAAUUGCGCUUAAUUAUUAUUUUGUUACUCAAUUAAAAAUCAAUUAAA
Molecule: messenger RNA, 1439 nt
Organism: Zonotrichia leucophrys gambelii
Lineage: Eukaryota; Metazoa; Chordata; Aves; Passeriformes; Passerellidae
Gene: IER2
Product: immediate early response 2
Exons: 1
Coding region: 37-948 (303 amino acids)
Source: RefSeq, a predicted model, not a curated record